AUACAUACAUACAUACAUACGUAUGCAUAGGUAAGAAGAGGAAUUCAAAGGAUAGCGCAAAGCUAACAUUGAAGCCAAAUUAUCUGACAUUUAAUCAUCUCUUGCAACUUAUAAUAAGCAGUUACGCUAAGAACAGUGACUAAAGUUAUCACACAAACACACACACACACACACACACACAUAUAUAAUACACGAGAAAUAGUGUUAUAUAAAUUAUAUAAUUUUCUUAAGAAACACAGUGACACGCAAGUUGAGAGUGAAAACAAAUCUGCGGUUCUUGUAAUAUUAUCAAUACUUGUUUUUUUUUUUCUUUUUGUCUUUUAAUAAUACGAGACAAUUCAUAACAAUCCAGUCUGUGAGAAGCUGUGAGCUGGCAGAAUCGAUAGUACACCGGGCGAAGGUAUUUUCGCCUGAGGCUACAUUCUGGGUUUAAUUCCGCCGAAGUCGACUUUGCCUUUCAUCCCUUCGGUGUCGAUAAGAUCAAUUAGGUACCAAUGAAACACUGGAGUCAUUAUAAUCGACUCUAAAUGUCAACGCGUUGUGCCUCAGUAGAAGGGAUUAUAAUGAAGUCCGUGUAUUCAUUAAUUACUUCAAGCAAUACCCCCGUCAUUAUUGAUGCCUCGAGAACACCAGCGUAUAAUAGGCGCAGGCGUGGCCGUGUGGUACAAAGUUUGAUUCCCAAUCUCAUGGUCCCGGGUUCACAGCCAUAGAGUUCCCAACCACAUGGUUCUGGGUUCUCAACGACAGGGUUACCAACCACAUGGUUCCGGGUUCUCAACCACAGGAUUCCCAACCACACGGUUCCGGAUUUUCAACCACAGAUUCCCAACUACAGAUUUGUAAAUGACCGAUAAGAAGCGUUUUAAAGUAACGAUUUCGAUGUUAACCGUUUCUUUUGAGUUAACACUUCAUUUAACAUAAUAUGGAAAAUUGCCUCUUCGAUCUGUUCAACAUGGUUUUUAGCGAAAGUAAUUAAACAGCAUGAAUCAUAUCACUCGCGGAACGACCUGAAAAUUAGCGCACAAACGUUUACAGUUUCUAAAUAUGACCCGGAAAACAGGUACAAUAUUGAUCGGCUGUUUUCCUUUUAUUGAAAAAUCUAUUUUGUAAUAGGCUUGAACGAAAAAGUUCAAACAAAACAAAUUGAUAUGGUUCCAAGUAAAUGUUGUCGUUUUUUACUAUGGAUACUGUUGAUAUUUUUAGCCGUAAUUAUAAUACAAUUACCUCAUCGGCACUCAACACUUAUUUCUAAAGAAUGGUUGUAUAGCAUGUCAGUUAAAACCAAGAAUAAAGUAAUACUUUGGAAUCAAUUGAACUUUAAUGUAGAUCUCAGUAAGAUUCGUGCCGUCAUACAUUACCCGGAAAAGUUAUCCACCAAUGAAGACGAAAAGCUACUUCAAAUUUAUCCGAUAGACUUAAAUUCAAUAGAAAAGGAAAUGUUUUUACGAACGGUUUCAAUAUUUUCAAGUGCGCUUUCAAGUGCCAAUAUCACACAUAUGGUAUACGGUGGUACAGCUAUUGGGUCUAGAAGACAUCAUGGUUUUAUACCAUGGGAUGAUGAUAUUGACAUCUGGAUAAACAAAACAGAAAAGACAAAAUCUAAAAAGAUUUUAAGUUCAAUACCAAAAUUCGGUCUUUUUUCUCCGAAUAAUUUUCAGUGGAAAUUCUUUUUUAAAAAUCUGAACACAUUAAAAUCGAAACCAUUCAGAUGGCCUUAUAUAGAUAUAUUUUACUUUGAAGAAAACGCAACUCAUAUCUGGGACGAACUGCCCCCACAUCGUACGCGGUAUUAUAAAAAAUCUAUAAUAUUCCCUCUUUAUAACAGGAUGUUUCAGUCAAUCAAAUUACCUACCCCCUGUGCGAUAGAUAAAUUUGUUGGUGAAUCCGCAUUAAAGAGUUGCCAGUCUUCGUCAUAUAAUCACAGAAUGGAAUGGGUUCUACCUGCUAGAUUUCGUAUGACGAUACCCUGUAGUAAACUGUAUCAUCUACAGCCAUUUGUGUUUCGAACAAAGCACAAUGAAACACAUCAUAAAGAGGAAUUAAAGCAAAAUGACACACUCAUACACAAGAUAUUUGUACCAACUAAUUUAUGCGCUACAUGAAUAAAAUCAACGAAAAUGA
Messenger RNA from Octopus bimaculoides (California two-spot octopus), 2121 nucleotides. RefSeq lists its product as uncharacterized. The record is from RefSeq and is a predicted model, not a curated record. NCBI's taxonomy places the organism in Eukaryota, Metazoa, Mollusca, Cephalopoda, Octopoda, Octopodidae.